Molecule: messenger RNA, 6665 nt
Organism: Pseudoliparis swirei
Lineage: Eukaryota; Metazoa; Chordata; Actinopteri; Perciformes; Liparidae
Product: sodium- and chloride-dependent taurine transporter-like
Exons: 14
Coding region: 425-2302 (625 amino acids)
Biological process (GO): sodium ion transmembrane transport; neurotransmitter transport; taurine transmembrane transport
Cellular component (GO): plasma membrane
Molecular function (GO): taurine:sodium symporter activity
Source: RefSeq, a predicted model, not a curated record
UCUGUGUGUGUGUGUCUGUGUGUGUCUGUGUGUGUGUGUGUGUGUCUGUGUGUGUCUGUGUGUAUGUGUGUGUGUGUGUGUGUGUGUGUGUGUGUGUGGAUCGAUCCCAGAGGCCUGCAGGUUGUUUCUUUAAGCACAUAUAAUAAUAAUGAUGAAUGAAUCAGUUGAACCCAGCUUGGUGAUUCCUCGGGCCGGUUUACUUUGACCUUCUCUGGGUGAACUCCCGUGUGCCGAAUGGCGCACAGUUGUUGUCUUUGUGGACAGAACUGGCUCCCGACGCCGCGCUGUGUUCCGGUGCUCCUGCCUGUCUGUCGGAGGGCAGCCGCCUCCAUCUUGAAGAUGUCCCCGACGGGAAUCGUGCCAUGAAUUCUCAGUUAUUUCCUCUCACCGGACGUCUUUAUUUCCUGCCUCCCGUUUCUCCAGAAUGGCUCAAAAAGAGAAACUCCAGUGCCUGAAGGACUUCCACAAGGACACCCUGAAGCCGUCUCCCGGCAAAAGCCCCGGCACCCGGCCCGAAGACGAGGCCGAGGGCAAACACCCGCAGAGGGAGAAGUGGUCCAGCAAGCUGGACUUUGUCCUGUCGGUCGCCGGCGGCUUCGUGGGUCUCGGGAACGUCUGGCGGUUCCCGUACCUCUGCUACAAGAACGGUGGAGGUGCAUUUCUCAUCCCCUACUUCAUUUUCCUGUUUGGCGGAGGUCUGCCGGUCUUCUUCCUGGAGGUCUCCCUGGGCCAGUUCACCUCCGAGGGCGGCAUCACCUGCUGGGAGAAGCUGUGCCCCAUCUUCACCGGUAUUGGUUACGCCUCCAUUGUGAUCGUGUCCCUGCUGAACAUCUACUACAUCGUCAUCCUGGCGUGGGCCCUCUACUACCUGUUCCAGUGUUUCCAGCCGGAGCUGCCCUGGGCCAAGUGCAACCAGCCCUGGAACACCGACCGCUGCAUCGAGGACACCUUCCGCAAGAACAAAUCCUUCUGGCUGGCCGCCAACGCCUCCAACUUCACCUCCCCCGUCACCGAGUUCUGGGAACGUAACGUUCUGGGCAUCUCCGACGGCAUCGACAACAUCGGCCCCAUCAAGUGGGACCUGGCUCUGUGCCUGCUGCUCGUCUGGGUCGUCUGCUUCUUCUGCAUCUGGAAGGGCGUCAAGACCACUGGCAAGGUGGUCUACAUCACGGCCACAUUCCCGUUCGUCAUGCUCAUCGUGCUGCUGAUUCGGGGCGUGACGCUGCCGGGCGCGUCCGCGGGCAUCAUGUUCUACCUGUACCCUGACCUCGAACGUCUGAAGGACCCAGAGGUGUGGAUCGACGCCGGCACCCAGAUCUUCUUCUCCUACGCCAUCUGUCUGGGCGCCAUGACUUCCUUGGGGAGCUACAACAAGUACAAAUACAACUGCUACAGGGACUGUUUGCUGCUGGGAGCCCUCAACAGUGGUACCAGUUUUAUCUCUGGCUUCGCAAUAUUUUCCGUCCUGGGCUUCAUGGCACAAGAGCAAGGGGUGGACAUUGCUGAUGUGGCAGAGUCAGGUCCUGGCCUGGCGUUCAUCGCCUACCCCAAGGCGGUGUCCAUGAUGCCCUUCCCCACCCUCUGGGCUGUGCUCUUCUUCAUCAUGCUGCUGCUGCUUGGCCUCGACAGUCAGUUUGUGGAGGUGGAAGGGCAGAUCACAUCCCUGGUGGAUCUGUAUCCGUCCUUCCUAAGGAAGGGUUACCGCAGAGAGAUCUUCAUCGCUAUCAUCUGCAGCAUCAGCUACCUGCUUGGACUCACCAUGGUUACCAAGGGUGGCAUGUAUGUUUUCCAGCUGUUUGAUUACUAUGCAGCGAGCGGUGUUUGCCUUCUGUGGGUGGCAUUCUUUGAAUGUAUAGCUGUUGCCUGGGUUUAUGGCGCUGAUAAUUAUUACGAUGCUCUGGAGGACAUGCUGGGCUACAGGCCCAACCCCUGGAUGAAGUGGAGCUGGACUGUUAUCACUCCUCUACUGUGCAUGGGCUGCUUCAUCUUCUCCCUGGUGAAGUACAAGCCGCUGACGUACAACAAGGUGUACGAGUACCCGGACUGGGCCGUGGGCCUCGGCUGGACUCUGGCCUUGACCUCCAUGAUCUGCAUCCCCAUGGUGGUGGUCAUCAAGAUCAUCAGGUCUGACGGGCCGCUCAUUGAGAGGAUCAAGGCGGUGGCGGCCCCCAUUAGGGGCGGGGCCAGUUCCCGCCCGGCGGACCACCGUGGCCUCAAGGAGCUGACCUACCCUCUGGACCCCAACGGGAACAAGGGCCUCCUGAAGGCCCCCACCCACACCAUCGUAGAGACCACGAUGUAAAGGAGGCGGAGCCUCUCCAUGAGACGCUCCCCUCCUCCUCCCCCUCCUCCUCCUCUCCUAAAGCUAGUGUUUCUGUCUUUCUGUCUAUCUGUGUGUCUGGUGGACUGAUCAAGGUUUUAAAGGAAGGGAAAAGAGAAACAAGGAGUUCCCGUUUCUGACCUUGUAGGAUCUCUGGAGGUCGUGACCCCUCUGGAGGUCGUGACUCCUGGAGGCGAGCGGUCGCAUUUCAAAUCGGUUUCUGAACUACUCACAAUGUUGCUGGUGCUGGUAAUUUAGUUUUCUCCUGUUUAAUAAUCAGUCCUCUGGUCUCUGAACGCCGGUGGUUCAUGUUCGCUGAGAAGAAGAGAGAAAGAAAGAAAGAAAGAGAGAAAGAAGUGGUCGAUGAGUCCUGGAAUCAAACAGAAUGACACAAAAACACCAAAAUAGGGUUUUAUUUGGGUUUGUUCUUUGAAUAUAUAAUAACUGAUAUAUGGUGUGUAUAUAUAUAUGAAAGGACACUUUCCUGAGGGCUCUGCUGUGUUCAGGAGGCCCAGUGGAGACAGAAGCGUUAAUUAAAAACAACAACAACAAACAAACACACAAACAAAUACGUUUCUCACCCUCGAUAUUCCAGCUGUAGACAUGCGACCGAAUCAAAAUCUCAACUGGCUCAUUUCUAGGACACGACAUCGCCCGGUGUGGCUAAAAAUAGUACAAAUUAAAAUGUGAUACCACCGAUGACUCCUCCCCCCCCCUCAUUGAGCCAGGAUCCUGUUUUUGUUUUUGUUUUUUUUAAUGCACCUUAGCACACAUACCCCCCCCCCCCCCAUAUCUCCCCACAGCCUGAGACUUUGGGGCCCGUGAAGAGUCCAAACUAGCACUGAGACCCGCCGCCGCACAGCCAGAGGAACCAGAGUGGAUUUGAAGUGGACCCUGUCCCGUGUCGUCGUGGUUCUGUACAGUAGUAGCUGAGCAGUCUAUUAUAUCUAUAUCUAUCUCUGUCUAGACCGUUUACAGUACCUUAGUGACUGCACUAGGCACUCUUGGCUUACACUUUUGGAUUGGAUUUUAUUUUCUUUUUCUACAGAGGGAGUUACAUUAUUAUUAGUUUUAUUUUAUUUUUCCUUCUGUGAAUGUUUAGUGUUUUUAUUUUUUUUUACAUUUUAUUUUAUUUGAUUAAGACUAAUAUUUUUGUUAUUCACUAUUGAUGAUAAUUGCUGGAGUCUUUAUAUUGAAGGAACACUUGUGAAAAAUAUCUGGGUGAAAAAUAUUAAGCUAUUAUAUACAAAUCAUAUACAUAAUUUUUGUUUUGUUUUACGGGGGCGGCCAUUGUAGCGGAUAAUCCUUGUUCCGUCUUUUAGCGCUACGCUAACAAACAACGCAACGGGUUUUAUUUCGGGUCAAAUGUUCGGCAGGCGGUUCAAUGUACAGUUAAAAAAAUCAGAAAAGGGGGAUUCUACAAUGGCUGGAGGUGUUUUGGGGGUUUAUAGCGUUUCCUCUUCUGUAAAUACCAGGGACUGUUUUUCAUUUGGAGGAACUCUUCCAGGCUGUAGGAAACGGUUAAAAAAAACACGUCGCCAACUCGAUGACCCCCGAACGCAAAGAGGGUCAAACUCAGGAUCGGAGCCGUUUUUUGGGCACGUUUCUUGUUAUUCCCCCCCCCCCCCCAUCACCGCGUCGCUCCACUUCCUCGAAGCUUUCGUGUCCUCGAAGCUUUCGUGUCCUCGAAGUUAUCCCAAAAUAAACAACACCCGAGAAGUCGGCGGGGAGUUAAACGGCGUCUUAUCGCCAUCUGGGACCGUCCCAUCGGAAACUCGUAGAAGAAGAAGAAAAAAAACGGUAAAUUAAAACAACGUUCGCGGAACGUCCAGAUAAUUCCGAAUUCACGAAGAAGAAGAAAAAAAACUUGAAAGUGUUGUGUUGAGUCUUGGACUUGGCCUGAAAUUCAAAUUUAAGCCUAAAACCAAAGACAAGAAAUGAAGAGAAUAGUUAACUUAACUUCUGACGGAAUAUAUUAGCCAAUUAAAGCUGUGAAAUUAGGCGCUACGUGAGAUGUGUUGAACACGCUGGUUGAACCUGAGGUGGACGAGACGGAGGUUCAUCCACUCAGGACUUCAACGCAGCGGCAGAAACAUUGGACUCGUACCCGCUGGAAAAAGAGACAUUUAACGGUAGCAAUGUUAAAUCAAUGUUAUUGUCCGUCUUUAAAGGCCAUUGGAUAUAUAUUUAUUUAUAUAUAUAUAUAUAUAUAUAUAUAUAUAUAUAUAUAAAGAUGUAAUCCACAAUCGGAGGCAAAUAAAAUACAGAAAAAGUGAGUCAACGUGAGAAGUUGUCGCACCUUAUUUGUAUGAUUUGGACUUUCAUGUGAAGGCCAAAAGAAAAACACUGCCAUCUUUUUAUUCAGGGUCCUCAUUGGCCGCUAUAUGUAUAUGUGUAUGCUAUAUAUAUAUAUAUAUAUAUAUACUAGAAAAAUAAACCUGGAUACGGUCAGAAAAAAAGAACUUCUGUUUUCUUAGAAGCACAAAGGGGACACGUUUAAAACAGAUCAAAAUGGUAAACUGCCCGUGACUCGGUACUUGUGGCUGCAGGAAUCUGACCUCCGUUACACGGAAGUGACGUGAGAUCAGGGCAUCAUCGUUUCAUCCGCCAUCUUUAAGCUUUGACCAUUUAUUGUUUGAGUUUAUUUAUGUUUAAAUCCAUUUCAUAGAAUAAAGUAGUUCAUAUCAUUAAAAAAGGGAUUUGCAGAACCAGAUCCUCGCAUCUAUUUUCAUACGGUUACAAACUAUCCAAUAACCAGUCAUCUUUGUACAGCCCCCCCCCCCUCGUUUUAAUACCGCUUUGUUUUAAUGUUCGACUUUUUGUACAGAUCUGGUCCACCCCCCCGUCCUCCCCUCCUCUCUCCUUCCUCAACCCUUCUCUCCUUCCUCCCUCCUACCUUCCCUUAUUUCUUCCUCUGUCUUUCCCUCCCAUCUUCCUUCCGCCUCCCUUCUCUCCUUCCUCACCUCCUUCCUUCUUUCUUCCUCCCUCCUUCUCUCCUUCCUUCCUAUCCCACCGUCCUUCCUCACCCCUUCUCUCCUUCCUCCCCCUUCUCUCCUUCUUACCUUCCCUUCUUCUUUCUUUCUCCCUCUUUCUCUCCUUCUUUCCUUCCUAUCCCACCAUCCUUCCUCACCCCUUCUCUCCUUCCUUCCUCCUUCCUACCUUCCCUCCUUUUUUCCUUCCUAUCCCAUCGUCCUUCCUCACCCCUUCUCUCCUUCCUCCUCUUCUCCCCUUCCUCCCUCCCGCCUACUUUCCCUUCUCCCCCCCCCCCCCCCUCCAGAUCAGUUAGACGAUGACUAACUAGCGACACACUAAAGUUUUUACCGCCGAAUGUUUGAGAUGUGAAGUCGGCCCGCCGAAGAGUUUCUGGAGAUUUAAUAUUAAGGGUAAAAAGAAUAAUUAGUUUCCUCUUCUUUUAUUUUUGUUGAUCCCGUUUCAUCGACUUCUGCAGUUAUUGUUGUCGUUUUAUUUUUUGAUUGUGUGUCUGUCACAUUUUUAUAUAUAUAUUUUUACAUUUUAAAUGGCAGCCGAGUCCCGCCGACCCGCGAUGGAACGAAUACCGUGGCUGUCGGGGAAGCCCCGCCCCUCGGCGGCUAAUGACGUAAACCCAAUUUAAAACCAGAUGGAACCAUAUCCAUGUGGGCUUCUUUUAUUAUGAAAACCGUGAAUGAGAUUUCUACAUUCUGCUUAUUCCGAAAUUUCUAAAUCCCCGUCAGUCGUCAGUCGUCCCGGUCGCCCCACGCCGCCGUCUCUCGGAUUCACAACUCUAAACGGUCCGUUUCUGCGACCUUUAGGCGGCGGACGUGACCUUCGGGUGACAAAAUCUGUUUUUAUGACCGCGAGGCCGCGAGAGGAAGAUCAACGGGGCUCCAUUUUGUUUUAUUGAAUACAUCCAACCAGAGGGCUGGAGUUACCGUCGACCCUCGUUUAAAUUGUUUGGCAUUUUUAGCUUUCAAUGGCGAUUUUCGCCCUGAAACACGAUCUCACCGCCGAGGCCUCUGGGUAAUGGAGUCCCUCUCGUCCUCCCCCGUCCUCCGGACACACUCUGAAUAUUGUUUUCCAAAUGUCUUUCCUGCAUUAUGAACUGUAUGCCAGCCUUUCUUUCCUUUUUUUAAAGGAAUGUACAUGAGAAGAAAAAAAUGUUUUUCUUUUAAUUUGUUUCUGAAGAAAAAAAAAACAUUUUAAAAAAAAAUGAAUUUGAAAGGUUUUAUUUUUUAUUUCUAUGGCCAACCUGUAAGCUAGGUAAAAAUAUAAAAAAAUGAAAAAAAUAUGUGUUUUUAACGGGUUUUACAAAAAGAUUGUCAAACUUUUUUUAUUUCUUAAUAAAAAAACUUGUCUUCUGAAAGGA